Pipistrellus kuhlii (Kuhl's pipistrelle) is the source of this 1002-nucleotide messenger RNA. RefSeq lists its product as uncharacterized. The transcript is spliced from 4 exons. The coding region runs from base 4 to 936 and encodes 310 amino acids. NCBI's taxonomy places the organism in Eukaryota, Metazoa, Chordata, Mammalia, Chiroptera, Vespertilionidae. The record is from RefSeq and is a predicted model, not a curated record.
UCAAUGACAUGUGUGAGCUGGUUUGACACAAUAAGAAACAAUGACUUCUUAUGGAAACCUCAUUGCUUGGCUAUACAAGAUGUCUGCAAAAGAGAAGUAGAUGAUGACCAAAAAAAUGGUUAUUCCUGGAAGGACAUACUACUGAGGAAUUACAAGAAGAGUCAAGUAAUACAUGGAUGGCUAAGUGGCAGAUUCAGCAACAUAGAUUUGCCUACUCUCCUAUCAGAAACAACCAUGUGUCCAAUGGAUGCAGAAACCUGGGGGAAAAUUCUAGAAGCAGAACUGAAUGGAUCAGAGAUUAAAAAUGACAGCAGAGAAAGUGGAUGCUACACAAUAAGAAACAAUGACUCCUUACAGAAACCUCAUUGUGAGGCUAUACAGGCUGUCCGAAAAAGAGAAAUAGAUGAUGAUCGAAAAAGCGGUUAUUCCUGGAGGGACAUACUACUGAGGAAUUACAAGAAGAGUCAAGUAAAACACGGAUGGCUAAGUGGCAGAUUCAGCAACAUAGAUUUGCCUACUCUCCUAUCAAAAACAACCAUGUGCCAAAUGGAUGCAGAAACCUGGGGGGAAAUUCUAGAAGCAGAACUGAAUGGAUCAGAGAUUAAAAAUGACAGCAGAGAAAGUGGAUGCUACAUAAUAAGAAACAAUCACUCCUUACGGAAACCUCAUUGUGAGGCUAUACAGGCUGUCUGCAAAAGAGAAGUAGAUGAUGGCCAAAAAAACGGUUAUUCCUGGAAGGACAUACAUCUGAGGAAUGACAAGAAGAGUCAAGUAAAACACGGAUGGCUAAGUGGCAGAUUCAGCAACAUAGAUUUGCCUACUCUCCUAUCAGAAACAACCAUGUGUCCAAUGGAUGCAGAAACCUGGGGGAAAAUUCUAGAAGCAGAACUGAAUGGAUCAAAGAUUAAAAAUGACAGCAGAGAAAGUGGAUACUAAACUCCCAAGACCAAACUGGAAUGAUCCUAUCGAAUAAAAGAGUUAUAUGCAAAUUGAACGUGCAUC